Messenger RNA from Stegastes partitus (bicolor damselfish), 15023 nucleotides. Its product is annotated as ryanodine receptor 2. Gene Ontology annotation, molecular function: ryanodine-sensitive calcium-release channel activity; calcium ion binding; protein binding. Gene Ontology annotation, biological process: release of sequestered calcium ion into cytosol by sarcoplasmic reticulum; intracellular calcium ion homeostasis; striated muscle contraction. Gene Ontology annotation, cellular component: sarcoplasmic reticulum membrane; smooth endoplasmic reticulum; sarcolemma. The record is from RefSeq and is a predicted model, not a curated record. The coding region runs from base 1 to 14871 and encodes 4956 amino acids. Lineage: Eukaryota; Metazoa; Chordata; Actinopteri; Pomacentridae. The transcript is spliced from 105 exons.
AUGGCUGACACCGGAGAUGGCGACGAUGAAUUCCACUUUCUCCGAACGGGAGAUGAGGUGGUUUUGCAGAGUACCUUCACCUCCCAGGAGGAACACGUGAAGCUCUGUCUUGCUGCUGAAGGAUUUGGCAGCAGACUUUGCAGACUUGAGCCCACCUCUAACUGCAAGAAUGUUCCCCCAGACUUGUCCGUAUGUGGCUUUGUCCUGGCUCAGUGCCUCUCUGUUCGAGCUCUGCAGGAGAUGUUGGCCCACAGCGAGCACCUGACUGCGGAGGUGGGAGCUGGAGGCAACCAUCGCACUCUGCUGUAUGGCCAGGCUGUGUUGUUCCUACACUCGUACAGUGGCAUGUAUCUCAGCUGCUUGUCUUCGUCUCAGUCUUCAAAUGACAAGCUGGCUUUUGACGUUGGACUACAGGAGGAUAAAGCAGGCGAGGCUUGUUGGUGGACGGUCCACCCAGCGUCCAGGCAGAGGUCAGAGGGUGAGAAGGUGCGUGUUGGAGACGACCUUAUACUGGUCAGUGUGUCUUCAGAGAGAUAUCUGCACCUCUCCUUUGGCGCUGUAUUUGACAACAAAAGUUUGAGUGACAGUCUGAUUGUUGAUGCAGCCUUCCAGCAGACUCUCUGGAGUGUUGCUCCCAUCUGCUCCGGAGGUGCAGUUGCUCAAGGUUACCUGAAGGGGGGCGAAACAUUGCGGCUACUCCACAGCCACAGUGACGCAUGUCUGACUAUUCCCUCCGCAGAGCAGGGAGAGGAGCUUCAAAGGAUAAUGCAUUAUGAGAUUGGAUCAGUCUCCAGCCAUGCCCGCUCUCUCUGGAGGCUGGAGAUUCUGCGUGUUGUCUGGAGUGGUAGGCAUACAUGCUGGGGCCAGCCGUUUAGACUGCGCCAUGUGACUACUGGGAGGUACCUGGGUCUCACAGAGGACAGAGGCCUCCAUCUGGUUGAUCGCGACAGGGCUGACAUCAACACGACCUCCUUCUGCUUCCGAUCAUCCAAGGAGAAGCUUGACACUGGCACAAAGAGUAAUGGCGAUGGCAUGGGAACCCCAGAGAUCAAGUAUGGAGACUCCAUUUGUUAUGUUCAACAUGUGGACUCUGGGCUCUGGCUAACCUACCAAGCCACUGAUGCCAAGUGUCGCACAGGAGGAGCUCAACGAAAGGCCAUUUUGCACAGCGAGGGUCACAUGGACGAUGGACUGACGCUGUCUCGUUCUCAGAGGGAAGAAUCUCACACUGCCAGACUCAUCCGGAGCGCUACUCACCUCUUCACUCCCUUGAUAAGGCAACUGGAUUGUUUCAAUCAAGAAGGAAACCUUCCCUCUGUCAGCCUACCAAUGGAGAUGGUGAAAUACAGUCUAAAGGACCUAAUAAACUACUUCCAGCCUCCACUGGAGGGGCAAAGCCAUGAAGUUAAACAGAACACCAUGACAGCGCUGAAGAAUCGACAGAACAUGUUUCAAGAAGAGGGUGUGAUAGAUCUGGUCCUAGACUGUAUCGACCGUCUUCACCAAUACAGCAGUCCUUCUCAUUUUGCUGAAGCUGCUCAGAGUGACACAGGAGAAGAGUGGGAGACCAUCCUGAACCGUUUCUACGAGCUCCUGGCCGCUCUGAUCCGGGGAAACCGCGUGAACUGCGCACAUUUUUCAGGUUCUCUCGACUGGCUCAUUAGCAGGCUGGACCGGCUGGAGGCCUCUUCUGGAGUCUUGGAGGUGCUGCACUGUGUCCUAGUGGAAAGUCCCGAAGCGCUCAAUGUCAUCAAAGAAGGACACAUUCAGUCUAUCAUCUCAUUUCUAGACAAGCAUGGAUGCAACCACAAGGUUGCGUUCCAGGUGCUGGAGAUGCUGUGCUCUCUGUGUGUGUGCCAUGGUGUGGCGGUGCGGUCCAAUCAGAACCUCAUCUGUGACAGCCUGCUGCCAGACAGGGAUUUGCUACUCCAAACACGUCUGGUUAAUCAGGUCACCAGCAUGAGACCAAACAUCUUCCUGGAUAUGGGGGAAGAUUCAGCCCAGCAUCGGAAGUGGUAUUAUGAGCUGGUUGUGGAUCACGUCGACCCCUUCCUUACAUCUGAGCCCACACACCUGCGUGUUGGCUGGGCUUGCACUAGAGGCUAUCAGCCCAGGCCCACAGGAGGAGAGGGCUGGGGGGGCAACGGGGUGGGAGACGACCUCUGCUCGUACGGCUUUGAUGGGCUUCACCUCUGGUCAGGCUGCGUGGCGCGCAAAGUCAGUUCGCCCUUCCCUCACCUGCUGAGAGACGAUGAUGUGGUUAGCUGCUGUCUUGACCUCACUGUUCCCUGCAUCUCCUUCCGGGUCAACGGCCUACCUGUGCAGGGCAUGUUGGAGAACUUCAGUGCUAAUGGGCUUCUUUGUCCUGUGGUCAGCUUCUCUGCUGGAGUCAAGGUUCGUUUUCUGUUUGGGGGAAGGCAUGGGAACUUUCGCUUCCUGCCCCCACCAGGAUUUGCUUCAUGCUCUGAAGCUCUGCUCCCAAAAGUCAAGCUGAAGGUAGAGCCAUGUCAGAAAUACAUGUUGGAUCGUGGAGAAGGAAAACAAGAGCUAAUUGGCCCCUUUGUACCCAACACUCCUGUUACCUUUACUCCCACACCAGUGGACAUCAGUAAGGUAGUGUUGCCCCCACAACUCGAGGACAUCAGAGAAAAAAUGGCUGAGAAUAUUCAUGAACUCUGGGUAAUGGACAAGAUUGAUCUUGGAUGGACGUAUGCACCUGUGAGAGAUGAAGGUAAGAAGCAUGAUCCGUGUGUGGUGGAGUUCUCCAAGCUGCCGGAGCUGGAGAGAAACCAGAACCUUCAGAUGGCUCAGGACACCCUCAGGACUCUACUUGCGCUUGGGUUUCACAUCGGUUUGACGGAUGACCAUGCAGAGGAACAUGUCAAAUACAAGAGACUUCCCACUAAGUAUGAACAGCUCAGUGGCUAUAGGCCCGCUCCAAUAGAUUUGAGCCAGGUUUUUCUGACCUCAACCGUUGAGGAAGUGGUUAACCUGCUGGCAGAGAAUGAACACAAUACGUGGGCAAGAGAGCGUAUCAAACAGGGAUGGACCUAUGGAGCCCAACAGGAUGUGAAAGCGAAGCGGAGCCCAUACCUCGUGCCCUACAGCCUUCUUGAUGAAAGGACUCGGAGAAUGGGCAGAGAGAGUGUCAGAGAGGCUGUCUGUACCUUGCUGGCAUAUGGUUACAGCCUGGAGCCCCUCAACCAAGAACGAACCACGAUAUCAAAACCCUGUCUGUUCUCUGCGGAGAAGUGCAGAGUGUUCAGGCCAGAUAAAUCAUAUGCUGUGACUCGGGGGAAGUGGUAUUUUGAAUUUGAAAUACUGACAGCAGGGAAUAUGAGAGUGGGCUGGGCCCGACCGGCCUGUACCCCAGAUAAAGAGCUCGGCUCAGAUGACCAGGCGUAUGUCUUCGACGGAUGCGAGGCUCAGUGGCACCAUCGGGGAGGUGAACCUCUGGGACGUCCGUGGCUCAGAGGCGAUGUGGUGGGUUGUUUGGUGGACAUGACUGAAUGCACCAUGAUGGUCACGCUCAAUGGAGAGGUGCUGUUUAAUGACAGAGGAUCAGAGCUGGCUGCCAAGGACUUUGAUAUCAGAGAUGGUCUGUUGCCUGUGAUCAGUGUUGGGGUCAACCAGGUGGGGCGGCUAAACCUGGGCCGCCGAGUGGGCUCUCUGCGCUACUUCACUGUGUGUGGCCUGCAGGAGGGCUAUAAGCCUUUUGCUGUCAACAUGGCCAGAGACCCCGCCCUGUGGAUGAGCUGGCAACAACCUCAGUUUACCUCCAUUCUGCCUGAUGAUCACAACUUGCAGGUCACCCGAGUCAGUGGCUCCAAGGAUUCCUCAUCCAGCCUGAGGGUCUCUCAGCGGUUGGUAGCCCACCACGGGGCGGGGAGUGAGAUGGGCUUUUACCGACUCAGCAUGUCCAUCAAAUGUGCUGCCAUUCUCAGAAGCCCUGCAGGGGGUGUGCUUCCCAUGGCCUCCAACUCGCUCUCUCCAGGAAAGAAAGAGCAAGAGGAGGUUGACUCUGACUUUGAAGUGCUGAUGAAGUCGGCCCACAGCUUUGCUGGCUCAAGAGAUGAGCUCAACCAUAAGGAUCACAGCCAAGACAAAACAUCAAGAUUGAAACAACGGUUCAUGCUGAAGAGGACUAAACCUGGAUUACUCAGCAGCAACUCAUCCGCAAGACUUCUUGAAGAUGUUGUAGUUGACAAAGACAACUAUGAUCACCUGAUUCAAAGCUCCAGAUAUUACUACUCAGUGAGGGUUCUUCCAGGCCAGGAGCCGCUCAAUGUGUGGGUCGGCUGGGUGACUGCUGACUUUCAUCAACAUGACACAGCAUUCGACCCUGACAGCGUCCACACUGUGACUGUCACCCUCGGAGACGACAGUGGCAAAGUCCAGGAAAGUGUGAAGCGGUGUAACUGUUACAUGGUGUGUGCCGGAGAGGCAACAGGCCUGUCUCAGAGUCGGAGAAGUGCAGGGUUGGAAAUUGGCUGUUUAAUUGACUCAACCACUGGGCUGCUCACCUUCACUUCCAGUGGAGUGGAGAUGGCCACUUUCUACCAAGUGGAGGCCAAUACAAAGCUGUUUCCUGCUGUUUUUGUCAAACCCACCACCAGCAACAUGUUUCAGUUUGAACUGGGACGCAUCAAGAAUGUGAUGCCACUGUCAUCAGGUUUGCUACGCAGCCAAAGAAGGAACGCCACUCCUCAGUGCCCACCAAGGUUUCAGGUCCAGCAUCUCAGCCCUGUUUCAUGGACCAGAGUACCAGACUGUCCAUUAAAGGUGUUAGUGGAUCAUCCAGAUGAGCAGCAUGGCUGGAGGGUUCAGUGCUGUGAGCCCCUGCAAGUCAUGUCUCUUCAGAUGCCUGAUGAAAACAGGUGUGUUGACAUUUUGGAGCUGUCAGAACUCGACGACCUUUUAACAUUUCACCACCAUACCCUCCUCCUCUACUGCUCUUUAUGUGCCCUCGGAAACACCCGAGUUUGCCACGCCCUCUGCAGUCACGUGGACCAGUCGCAAGUCUUUUAUGCUAUUCAGAAUCCCCACCUCCCUGGCCCACUCCGCUCUGCUUUUUAUCAACUGCUUAGUCAGGUUUACCUCAGCUGCCACAGCACAGCAUGUCUCAUGAUGAACCAUGAAUACGUUGUUCCUAUGACUGACCAAACCAGGGAAAUCACCCUCUAUCCCAACCCUGCUAAUGCUGUUAAUGAAGGGAAUAAUCAGCCUCCAGAAGGAAUUCCCAGCGCUAGGCGUAGCACAGGCCUUAAACCACAGAUGCAUUUUUCAUCUCCUUGUUUUGUCAGAAUCGAUGGGAUGGACGGAGAUAGCACGGUUGAAAUAGCCUGCACAGACAGCCCAGAAAUCCCUCUGGACAUAUUGAAGAAUCUGACUGUGGAGAUGCUGACUGCUGGAGUUUGGGCUGUGGGUCAGGCUGUGAGGGAUCCUGCAGGAGGCAAUAUUGAGCUUCUGCUUGUUCCUCUGUUAAGACUGUUCUAUAGCCUAUUGGUCAUGGGGUUAUUUGGGGAUGAGGACCUGGGGAAGGUUCUUAGACUGAUGGAGCCAGGUGUUUUCUACACAAAUACUGAAACUGCCAAAGAGGAGGAAGAGGAGGAGGAGGAGGAGGAGGAGGAGGAAGAAGAAGAAUCUAAAGAUGUUAAACAAGGACUUCUUAAAAUGAAGCUUCCAGAAGCUGUCAAACUUGAGCUCUGCCACCUGCUAUCCUACCUUUGUGAUUGCCAGUUGCGGCACCGGGUGGAAGCUGUGAUUGCCUUCUCUGAUAACUUUGUGGGUCAGCUGCAGGAGAACCAACAAUUCCGCUAUAACCAAGUCAUGCAGGCACUCAACAUGUCCGCCGCCCUUACUGCUCGCAUAACGAAGGAGUUCCGCUUACCUCCGCAGGAACAGAUCAAUCUGUUGCUGAGCUUCAGAGAGGAUGAGCAGCAAGACAGCUGUCCGUGUCCAGUGGAAAUCCAAGAGCUGCUGCUGGAUUUCCAUCACCUCCUCAACACACACUGCGGCUUCGAAUUGGACAGUGGCUCAGAGGAAGAAGAGGAUGCUGAGACGUCUGUAAAAGAUCGACUUCUCAAUCUAGUGGCGAGAGUUACUGGACUUAAUAAGACACCCACAGAAAAGGACGAUUGCACAUCAAACAGUCAGAAGUCCCUGAAGAAGCUGAUCUCUGAAACGAUGGUGCGCUGGGCUCAAGAGAGUGAGAUGGAUGACCCAGAACUAGUGAGGGCUAUCUUCUCAUUACUGCACCGCCAGUAUCAGGGCCUCGGGGGCCAAAUGGGGGGAGCCCUCUGCAAAGCCUACACAAUCAGCCAGUCUUCAGUGGAGGACACCAUGGCACUGUUGUCCUCCCUGGGCCAAAUCCGCUCACUGCUCAGUGUCCGGAUGGGGAAAGAGGAAGAGAGGCUGAUGAUCAGAAGACUUGGAGACAUCAUGAAUAAUAAAGUUUUCUACCAACACCCCAACCUAAUGAGGGCACUGGGAAUGCAUGAGACUGUGAUGGAGGUGAUGGUCAACGUUCUAGGAGAAGGACAAUCAAAGGAAAUUACUUUUCCCAAGAUGGUGGCCAGCUGCUGUCGUUUCCUGUGUUACUUCUGCCGCAUCAGUCGUCACAAUCAGGGAGCCCUGUUUGACCAUCUCAGCUACUUAUUGGAAAACAGCAGUGUUGGGCUCGCGUCACCGUCCAUGCGUGGGGCCACUCCUCUAGAUGUGGCAGCAGCCUCUGUUAUGGAUAAUAACGAACUGGCCUUAGCACUGAGGGAACCCGACCUAGAGAAGGUGGUGCAGUGCCUUGCUGGCUGUGGUCUCCAGAGCUGUUCUAUGCUGGUGGCAAAAGGCUAUUCUGACAUUGGAUGGAAUCCUGUGGAGGGCGAACGUUACCUGGACUUUCUGCGUUUUGCUGUCUUUUGCCAUGGUGAGAGUGUAGAGGAGAAUGCUUAUGUGGUGUUGAGACUGUUGAUUCGCCGGCCUGAGUGUUUUGGUCCAGCGCUGCAAGGCGAUGGAGGAAAUGGUCUCCUAGCUGCCAUGGAGGAAGCCAUCAGGAUCUCUGAAGACCCCUCUAUGGAUGGACCUUGCACCACUUACCAGUCCAACAGAACACUAGAUGUUGUCCAGGACAGUGAUGAUGACCUCAUUCACAUGGGACACGCCAUCAUGACCUUCUACUCUGCUCUUAUUGACUUGCUGGGACGCUGUGCUCCAGAGAUGCAUCUGAUUCAAGGAGGCAAAGGAGAAGCUAUCCGCAUCAGGGCCAUUCUCAGAUCACUCAUCCCUAUUCAGGAUCUUGAGGGAGUCAUCAGCAUCUCUUUUCAAAUCCCUUCAGUGUCAAAAGAUGGUCUGUUGGUCGAGCCUGACUUGUCUACAGUGUUCUGCCCAGACCACAAGGCAGCUAUGGUUCUGUUCCUGGAUCGGGUUUAUGGCAUUGAGAACCAGAGCUUCCUUCUCCACCUUCUAGAAGUUGGCUUUCUGCCUGACCUUCAGGCGGCCGUCUCGCUUGACACCGUNGACUUAGGAUCCACUGAUAUGGCCCUGGCCCUCAAUAGAUACUUGUGCACAGCUGUUCUCCCCCUGCUUACCAAGUGUUCAGCUCUCUUCCUUGGCUUAGAGGAUCAUAUCUUUCUGGUUGAUUCUCUCAUCCAGGCAGUCUAUCGCCUCUCAAGGGCUCUAAGCUUGACCAAGGCUCAGAGAGACACUACUGAAGAUUGUUUGUUAGCUUUGUGCAGUAAACUCCAACCAUCCAUGAUGCAGCCUCUUCUCCGACGGCUUGUCUUUGAUGUUCUCCAUCUCUCAGACCACAGCAAAAUGUCACUAAAGCUGCUGACCAGUCACUACGAGCAGAGGUGGAGGUACUACUCCCAAGCUGCCGGGCAGGGCGACCAGGGUUUGGCCUCUGAAGAGGAGCUGCACCUGUCCAGAAAGUUGUUCUGGGGGGUGUUUAAGGCCUUGGCAAAGAAGCCUCUGUUAUUUAGGCUGUGUGUGCAGUGCCUGGCUGCUGUGGCCAGAGCCCUGCCUCCUGACCAUAUGGACCCAAGCUGUUUGUCUCAAAUGGAGAAAAAACACUUAAUGGACACAGAUGGACACUUUGACCCCCAACCUGUAAAUACCUCCAGUGUGUCUGUGCCAGAGAGACUGGAGCUUGUAGUGAACAAGUAUGCAGAGCAUACUCAUGAGAAGUGGUCACUGGACAAGUUUGCCAACGGCUGGGUUCACGGGGAGCAGCUUUGUGAGAACACCAAGGUUCACCCUCUCCUCAAGCCGUACAGGGCUCUGGCUGAGAAGGAGAAGGACGCAUACCGCUGGGCCAUCAAAGAGACCAUGAAGAGUAUGCUGGCCUUCGGUUGGACCAUAGAGAGGACUAAAGCUGGAGAUGCAUUCGGCAUGCAUGCCUGUGCACCCAAGGUCUCUCAGUCUGGACAGUUGUCUUUUGAAGGAGCAUCAACCUUCAGCCCCAAACCUAUGGACAUGAGCAGUAUCACCUUGUCGUGGGACCAGUGUGCCAUGGCUGAACAGUUGGCUGAAAACUACCACAAUGCCUGGGCUAAGAAGAAGAAAUUAGAACUGGAGAGUAAAGGAGGGGGUGGCCAUUCAAUGCUUGUACCCUAUGAUACACUGACUGCCAAGGAGAAGACCAAAUUCAGAGAAAGAGCUCAGGAUGUCCUCAAGUUCCUCCAGCUCAAUGGUUACACUGUGUGGAGGGAUCGGAAGACGGUGGAAAUGGACUUUCCAGCCAUGGCCAGCUGCUUUGGCUACACUCUGCUUCAGCGGCUGCUGUCUCACACUGAGGAGGCUCAAGAGAAUGUGCUGAAGCUUGAGGUGAUGCAAGCCAGAGGACAGAUGUCUAAAGGAGAGAAGGCUCCACACCAGCAACCAAUAAUAUUCUUUCACAAGGUUGUCCUUCCUCUUUUGGAACAGUACAUGAAAAGCCAUCAUCUGUACUUCCUGUCCACUUCUCUCUGCUCAAGUGAUAAUAAAAGCCAUGCAUCAAAAAAGGAAAAGGAGAUGGUUGCAUGCCUCUUUUGUAAGCUUGCAGCUCUAGUAAGACACAGGAUCUCACUCUUUGGUAAGGAAGCCUCUUCAGUUGCAAGUUGCCUUCACGUUUUGGCUCAAGCUCUUGAUGCCAGAACACUGAUGAAGUCAGCUCCGGAGUCUAUCCACACGUCCCUGAAUUCAUUUUUCGAGGCGGCCGCAGCUGAUUUGGAGAUGACUGUGGAAAAGCUUUCUGAGACCUUGGUCUGCUUGCCUCAGAGUAGGAGUCAACUGACCAGAGGAAUACCCAAGAUUCUCAACUACACGAUCUCAAUUCUUAUCCCCACCCUCACGUCGCUCUUCCGUCAUCUUGGAAACCAAAACUAUGGAGUGGACCUCCUGGUUGGCGGUGUCCAGGUUUCCUGUUACAGGAUCUUGAACAGCCUCUACUCUCUUGGAGUCAGUAGCAGCAUUUACAUGGACGGACACAGGUCGGCAGCAGGAGCUUGUUUGGCAGCCCUGACUGGGGCUUUUCCAGUAUGCUUCCUGGAGCCAGUGCUAAACCAAAACAACCCUUACUCCAUCUACAAUACCAUGAAUGCUACUGAGAAAAAAGACCAGGGGCUGCCAGAUCAGGUUGAGGACAUGUGUCCCCUCCUGCCUUCUCUGGGACAGGCACUCUGGGAAGUGGAGGAGUUGGCAGGUGCCGGCGCUGGAGCUCGCCAGGCCCACUACAUCCAUGUCACAGAGGUCACCUUGCCCAUGUUGUGCAGCUACAUUUCCCAUUGGUGCCACUUGGGCCCUGAGGGCCAGCCAGGCAGCUCAAUCUGCACCUGUGUCAUUCCUCAGCAUGCUAGUGACCUACUUGGCCACAUCCUCCGUAUCAUCCACAACCAUGUGGGUGCUAGCCAGGGUGACUGGAUGAAACAGCUGGCAGUUUUUUCGCAGCCCAUCCUAUGCAAAGCCCGCACUGAGCUGUUGAAGAGCCACUUUCUGCCACUGAUGGAGAAGUUGAGAAAGAGAGCAGAAUGUGUGUUGCUGGAGGAGGAGCAGAUGAAAGCAGAGGGGUGUUGUACCUCUGAAGCAGAGCUGCAGAUACAGGAGAAGUUCACUGUGCUGGUCCGAGACCUCUACGCCUUCUAUCCCCUUCUCAUCCCAUUUGUGGAUUCUAAUCGAGCCAGAUGGCUGAAAGAGCCGAACCCGGAGGCUGAGCAGCUGUUCAGCAUGGUGGCAGAGGUCUUUAUGUUCUGGGCCAAAUCUCAUAAUUUCAAAUGGGAGGAGCAGAAUUACGUGGUUCAAAAUGAAAUCAACAACUUGGCUUUCUUGGUCAAUAAUGAGAAAAUGUCCAAGUUUGACCAUGACAGGAGGAGGGUGAAGAGGAAGGGGGAUCGCUAUUCCACACAAACCUCUCUCAUUGUGGCUUCUGUAAAGAGGCUGGUACCUGUGGGACUCAGGGUUUGUUUUCCAAGCGACCAGAGCCUUAUCAUGUUGGCUAAGAACAGCUUCUCUCAGAAGAACACCGAAGAUGAGAUUCGAGAACACAUUUUCAACUGCCUCAUACAACUGCAGAGUCAGGCGUCAAACAGCUUGUGGCAGGAAAUCCUUGCAGAACAUCCCAUGCACCUCGGGGCUAUCGAUGAUGCACAAAGGACUGUAGGCAGGAUUCUGGAAAUAGGUCGAGUCCUUUAUUACCUGGACCAGGUGGAACACCCACAGAGGAAUAAAAAACCUGCGUGGCACAAGGUCUUAUCCAAACAGAGGAAGCGUGCAGUCGUGGCCUGCCUAAGGAUGACACCUCUCUACAAUCUACCCAGGCACCGAGCUGUCAACCUGUUCCUUCAAGGCUACAAUAAGUCCUGGAUAUCAGCUGAGGACUACAGCUUUGAGGAGAUGCUUGUGGAGGAUUUAGCUAAGGGGGGAGUGAUGGAACUGUGUGGAGGUGACAAAGGGGAAGAAAAGGAUGUGGAAGAAGGUGCCAAACCAAUCGAUCCCCUUCUACAACUCAUUACACUCUUCGGUCGAAGCGCUUUGACGGAAAGCAGUAAGCAUGGAAAUGACAGUCUCUACAACUCCUAUGCUGCUAUUAUGGCCAAGAGUUGUUGCAGAGCGAGUGAUGACAGUGAAGAAGAGGAGGUGGAAAGCUUUGAAGAGAAGGAGAUGGAGAAACAGAAGCUGCUUUACCAGCAGGCUAGAUUGCACUGUCGUGGAGCUUCUGAGAUGGUCCUGCAAACUAUCAGUGCCAGCAAAGGUGUCAUGGACUCCAUGAUUGCCCCGACGCUGAAACUAGGCAUUGCUAUUCUCAACGGAGGGAAUGCUACUGUUCAACAGAAAAUGCUGGAUUAUCUGAGGGAGAAGCGAGAUGUGGGCUUCUUUCAGAGCAUGGCUGGACUCAUGUGGUCCUGUAGUGUUCUGGAUCUGAAUGCAUUUGAGAGGCAGAACAAAGCAGAGGGAUUAGGCAUGGCCACGGACGAGAGCUCAGGAGAGAAGGUGAUGCCUGACAAAGACAUAACCUGUGACCUAUUCCGUUUCCUGCAGCUGCUCUGUGAAGGACACAACUCAGAUUUCCAGAAUUACUUGAGAACACAAACGGGCAACAACACCACUGUCAACAUCAUCAUAUCCACUGUGGACUAUUUGCUACGAGUUCAGGAGUCAAUCAGUGACUUCUACUGGUACUACUCAGGGAAGGAUGUGAUUGAUGCGCAAGGUCAACGCAACUUCUCCAAGGCCAUCGAAGUAGCCAAACAGGUCUUCAACACACUCACCGAGUACAUACAGGGCCCGUGUACUGGGAACCAACAGAGUCUCGCUCACAGUCGUCUGUGGGACGCUGUUGUGGGAUUCCUCCAUGUCUUUGCCCAUCUGCAGAUGAAGCUCUCUCAGGAUUCAAGGCAGAUUGAACUACUGAAGGAGCUCAUGGACUUACAGAAGGACAUGGUUGUGUUUUUGCUUUCUAUGUUGGAAGGUAACGUCGUCAAUGGAACUAUCGGGAAGCAGAUGGUGGAUAUGCUGGUGGAAUCAUCGGGCAAUGUGGAGAUGAUCCUUAAGUUUUUUGACAUGUUCCUCAAACUUAAAGACCUCACCUCCUCAGAUGCCUUCAGAGAGUAUGACCCUGAUCGUAAAGGCAGCAUAUCCAGGAAGGACUUCCAGAAGGCCAUGGAAAAUUGCAAGCGUUUCUCCCAAUCUGAGACUCACUUCCUGCUCUCCUGUAUAGAGACUAAUGAUAGUGACAUCGUGGAUUACGAGGCGUUUGUAGAUCGCUUCCACGAGCCGGCAAAAGACAUCGGCUUCAGCAUCGCCGUUCUUCUCACCAAUUUGUCCGAGCACAUGCCCAACGAUUCGAGACUGAGGACGUUCUUGGAACUGGCAGAGUGUGUCUUGACUUACUUCCAGCCCUGUUUAGGACGCAUCGAGAUCCUUGGCAGUGGAAAGCGAUUCGAACGUGUUUACUUUGAGAUCAGUGAAUAUAGCCGCACACAGUGGGAGAAGCCGCAGGUCAAAGAGUCCAAGAGGCAAUUCAUUUUUGAUGUGGUCAACGAGGGUGGAGAGAAGGAGAAAAUGGAGAUGUUUGUCAAUUUCUGUGAGGACACCAUCUUUGAGAUGCAACUCGCGGCCCAGAUAUCUGGCUCCAACACUGGAGAGAGGUGUGCUGGAAAAGAAGAGGAGGAAAAGAGCGAAGAAGAAGGCUUCGACAAUAAAGGGAUGUUUUUCUUGCAUUAUUGGUGCCUGUGGCUGACAUCUCUGCUUUCUGUGAAAACCCUGAAGACUCUGAUGAAGAUGACUGUGAAGGAUGUCCUCCUGUCAGUUGUUUUAUUCCUCAGACUGAUCUGUAUGGCUCAGGUCAGGUGCAUAUGUGCUGUAGCUCGCUGCAUCAUAUAUGUGCUGUACAUGGUCUUUGUUAGCGGUGGGCUCAUAGAGGGAGCCAAAAGGACGAGGAUGUCGGACUUGCUCGGUGGGAUCCUGGAACCAACUCUUGAUGAGGUCAUGGAGGUGCCAAGUGGUGUGGAUCGGCUGAGGAAGUGCUCUGCCGGUUUCUCGUCCCAGAGAGAAUUGAGGGAGAUUGGGCAGAUGGCAGCUGUGACCUCCCCCAGAGAGGUGGAUGUACUGUCAGACAUAUUUGGGAUCAAACUGAAAAAGGAAGGAGGCCAAUACAGAUUUAUGACACAAGACCUCACUGCCAGUCUCACUGACCUGUUCAGCACAACCUCCAGGACAAUUGCCACUGCUGACAUGUCGGACAAGCAUCCAACAUCGUUUAAAGACCACACGGCCACAGAGAAAAAAGGUGAAGAUGAGACAGUUCCUGGAUUAGACGACACAGAUGGGAAGAAAUCUGAGACGAAAACUGGCAAUGAGAAAGCAGAGGCAAGAUGGAGAGCUAAGAAAUGCCCUCAUAGGUCAAAGGAACCACAGAACCAACAUUCUGCCCUCUGGGAGAUGAUAAGCACUCAUAACAAGAGCCUGCUGAACUGCUUUGCAAGGAAUUUUUACAACAUGCGCUUGCUCGCCCUUUUUGUCGCCUUUGGAAUCAACUUCAUUCUGCUCUUCUACAAGGUGGCAUCCUUCCCUGCAUUAGAAGAAGAAGAAGAAGAAGAAGGGGCGAUCACGUCUGUUUACAGCGAAGAACUGAACUCUGCUCCUGAAGAUGACAGCAAGGACAGAGUUUAUUUUGUGCUGGAAGAGAGCAGUGGAUACAUGGAGCCCUCUCUCCGUUUCCUGGCUGUUGCUCACACAAUCAUCUCCUUCUGUUGUAUUAUUGGUUACUAUUGCCUGAAGGUACCGCUGGUGAUCUUCAAACGUGAGAAGGAGGUGGCACGCCGGUUGGAGUUUGAUGGGCUGUACGUGACUGCGCAGCCCCCUGAGGAAGACAUCAAAGGGCAAUGGGACCGACUGGUCAUUAACACACCGUCAUUUCCAAGCAAUUACUGGGAUAAAUUUGUGAAGAGGAAGGUGAUGGAUAAGUAUGGCGACUUUUACGGCUGCGAGAAGAUCAAUGAACUCCUGGGUUUGGACCAAGCUGCUUUAGACUUUAGCUCUGAGAGAAAAGAAAAGAAGAGGCUCAAGAGAGACACUGCCUGGAGUGUUCUAUUUAACUCCAUUGACGUGAAGUACCAGAUCUGGAAGCUGGGAGUUGUGUUCACUGACAAUUCCUUCUUGUACUUGGCCUGGUACAUGAUCAUGUCUGUUCUGGGCCAUUAUAACAACUUCUUCUUCGCUGCCCACCUCUUGGACAUCGCCAUGGGCUUCAAGACACUUCGUACCAUCCUUUCGUCCGUCACACACAACGGGAAGCAGUUGGUCCUGACUGUGGGCCUGCUGGCGGUCGUGGUGUAUCUCUACACCGUCGUAGCGUUUAACUUCUUCAGGAAGUUUUACAACAAGAGUGAGGACGACUCACAAGACAUGAAGUGCAACGACAUGCUCACUUGUUACAUGUUCCACAUGUAUGUGGGCGUGCGUGCCGGCGGUGGCAUCGGCGACGAGAUUGAAGAUCCUGCCGGUGAUGAGUUCGAGGUGGAACGAAUCGUCUUUGACAUCACGUUUUUCUUCUUCGUCAUUGUCAUCCUCCUGGCCAUCAUCCAGGGCUUGAUAAUUGAUGCCUUUGGAGAGCUGCGAGACCAGCAGGAGCAGGUGAAAGAGGAUAUGGAGACCAAAUGUUUUAUAUGCGGAAUAGGAAGCGAAUACUUUGAUACAGUCCCUCAUGGCUUCGAGACUCACACUCUGCAGGAGCACAACUUGGCCAACUAUCUAUUUUUUCUCAUGUACCUUAUUAACAAGGAUGAAACUGAACACACGGGGCAGGAAUCCUAUGUGUGGAAAAUGUACCAGGAGCGUUGCUGGGAAUUCUUUCCUGUGGGAGACUGUUUCCGUAAGCAAUAUGAGGAUCAACUGGGAUGAAAGGAAAUCUAAGAAGGUCUAAAGCCUCCCCAGAUAGUGUCAUUACAUCGAAGCCGUCUCCGUCGAUGCCCUUGAACUCACUAAAUUACCAUAAAUUUGUGUGUUUCCACUAUAUUGAUAUUAGAUUUCUGAGUGUUUUUCUUUCCCCCCCU